AUGUCCCUGAUCCACGCUUCGGCCGCAGCGUUGGCCCUAUUGGGUACCAUCCACAGAGGGGUCACUGUUGGCGCUCGGGACUUGAGCCCUAACACUGGCUGCAGCACUUUUAGAGUGAUGUCAAGUGCUCCCUGCAGCCUGCGGGAUUUGGAACUUGCAUCGGUAGUCAUACUUAGGGCUCGGUGGCCCUGA
Messenger RNA from Penicillium digitatum Pd1, 192 nucleotides. The record is from RefSeq and is a predicted model, not a curated record. NCBI's taxonomy places the organism in Eukaryota, Fungi, Ascomycota, Eurotiomycetes, Eurotiales, Aspergillaceae.